Clupea harengus (Atlantic herring) is the source of this 4218-nucleotide messenger RNA. Its product is annotated as transmembrane protein 235. The record is from RefSeq and is a predicted model, not a curated record. Gene Ontology annotation, cellular component: apical plasma membrane. NCBI's taxonomy places the organism in Eukaryota, Metazoa, Chordata, Actinopteri, Clupeiformes, Clupeidae.
AGGCUCACACCCAAUUGCCCCAUUCAGAAUCUCCAUUUGUCUCUCUAGGCAUUGCAUUGUGAAGUCCACCCCAUAUGCAUUAUGAUAAGGAAUCAUAAGGAACCAUUAUAAAGAGUACUCUUCAUUCAAAGCAAUAAUACAAUGAGCCUUGGUUUAAGGUGGCCUGAUGGGUUGCAAUAAUACUUAUUGGUGGCAUACAUUUAUUUAGAGAGACCUGUAUAUGGGACUAGGUUUUGGGAUGAUGACCCUGGUAUUAUGUGGGGUGUUUUGUAGAAUACACUUGCUAAAAGAGAAAAUGGAUGUAGCAAACAGCUCAUUUGCAACAACAUAAGCCAAACAAUAUUCUGAGCAGAAUUCUUGGGGAGAUAAUUGAAUUUCAGUCACUGUAACAGCCAGAAGCUUAAUGUAGGAAUAAUCACACAGCAUGAGCUACCAACGAAAUUGGCAGUUCAAAAACUUUCGGUGAGACACACACUCCAUGACAUUUUCAAGCUGUCUUAUACAGUCACACAAUCAACAUACUCCAGUCCAAUAGGUUGACAAUAUUGCAUCUCACACACACAAAAAACAAACAUAUUUCAUGCCAUGACAACCCUGGAAUCAGGCAACUUUACUAAUUAACACUACCUACAAAGUCCAGAUGUGAUGACAUAUCUCUGGCUUAUAUACCUACACAGAGGGUAAUGGUAACACAUUAGAAAAGAAUUUAAUCCAAAAAUCAAAGUUCCAAUCAAAUGAAGAAUCAAACCAGAAUGUCACUCAAAAUGGCAACAGCAAGAUGCUGUCUCAGUGUCAGUCAAGGCAGCAAAGGUCAAGUUGUGAUGGCUUCUCUUCUCUGAAAUGAAUACAGCUCAAAAUAUCAAGUCAAGGUACUUGUGUAAGACCCCCAUCUUCAGCUUGUGGACUGCAGUGGAUGGCUUUGGUCUGAAACAUGUCCGCGUCUGCCCUUGUCUUUGUCUUUCUGGUUUGUUUUUAUUGGCAGACUGUACGAAUGAUAUUUCCCAGCAGCCUGCCAUUUCAUCAUGCACCAGUGGGCAUACUCACAGUGGAGGAUCUGUUCAGGUUACUGAAGGAUCAAUGGACAUGUUUCUAUAUGCCUUGGUUAAAAAAAACUGUGAGAAAUGAGAGCUGACAGCUUGUAACAAGACCAACAGAUUUUAAUUCAGCACAUUGAAAAGGUCUUACAAUAAUUCAAAUACAUAAACCAGAUUUUAUUUGGCAUUUGACCUUUCUAUCCCUAAAGUGUUUAACCGAAUGGUGAUAUUGCAGCUCCUGUGGGUAGCUUAUCCCAUAAUGUUUAACAGGGAGCAGGAGCGCAAUAAACAACAGCAAGUGGACAUAUCAGCUGUAACAGCCUCUGUGAAGCAAUACUUACAAGCUAUACAACACACAAGUUGUUCCACAGGAGGACCAUUAAAUCCGCCCUUAAAACUCAGUGACCUUUUGGAACGUAUCAUAAUUCAAUAGCUGUUCAAUCUUGCCAUUCUUGAGGUGCAACUUACAGUUGGCCUCUGUGGGGAAAUGGAAUCUCGCAACAUGUCAAGCUGACUCAUAGCCUUUUAGAAAGUACCACAGUCAUAGAGACGUAUAUUCAACCAAAUACACCAAAUAUUUGGUGGCAAACCAACAUCUAUGAAAGGAAAGUACAGCACAUUAUAUGCUGGACUGUUGCCAUCCAGUACUUAAGGUAUUUAAUGUUAUGGCAGCAUGACUAGUGAGUAUUGAGUAUUUCUAAGGUGUGGGCAAAAUGUUUUCAUUUUUAUCAGACUGACCUAUAUCUAUAACAGUUUUUCCUUUUUCACACCUAUCGACACCUUAAGAAAUACCCAAAAGUAAAAUGAAGACUUUAUACACAUGUUUAGUUUGUUGAUUAUGUGUUUGUUAAUUAUCUUUUCGUAUCGUUGAUGUUGUGUGGCCUGUGUGAUUUCAGUGAUCUCACCACAUCUCAAUGAUGGCUGUUCGCUAGGAUGUUCAAUUAAACACAGGUCAUUUGUGCAAAUUGAGGUUCUGAUCUGCGGUAUCAAGACAACCAUUCAUUCAUUUGCUCUUCAUGCGCUCAGUUUUUAGAGGAUGAAACAUAGAUUAACUGCAGACUAUGGCUAUUCAGAACAUUUUGAUUUAAUAAGGGUUAAGUUAAAGUAAUCAGGCUGUGUUAAUAAAAGUCAACAAGCGUCAUGGAUGUUCUAGGCUAUGUUAAUGAUCGAUGCCUGUAGGUAUGGGAUGGUUGACCAAUAGGAAUAGGAUACAUAUAUAUUUUUUAAAUCUGGUGUAGUGCAUGAACUGAAUCUCCUUUCAGAUAAAUAAAUAAUUAUAUGCAGUCUCUCGCGGCAGCAUUGUUCACGGUUUGGUAGGAACUUAACGGACACGCUCGUGCUGAAUGAGCGAAUGCAAGUGUUGAAAACAAGUACGUUUUUUUUUUUUUUAAGUUCAUAUACGACAUAUACUUCUUGGCUGACAUUUUGAUUCAAAAGGUUUUCUGUUCACCCAUCCUGACACUUGUAGCCUUCAACUGAAAACCAAGUGAAUAUCGGCGCCAGAAAAUAUGAUCAAGUUCGGAGUAGUCGUUGUAGCUGCAGGUGUACUGGGCUUUUUCAGCUUCGGAUUCCUUGCCUUGGCAAUUGGAACCGAGUACUGGUAUGUAAUAGAUGUGAAUGCAGGUAACUGUUCAGACAGCCAAUCCAUGGCAGGAAUGCAGAGUUCACAUGCCGGAUUGUGGAGAAUCUAUGAAGGUCCGGACAGCAGCCUCUAUGUCAUCUCAGUGGAGGCAUCCAAUCACACUGCAAUGGAGAAACACCUUCUGAGUCUGCACAGAGCCGUGGUGAUACUUCUGCCGAUGAAUCUGUUGUUGCUGGUAGUAGGUGGCAUCUCCUCUCUCUACAGUGCCCUCACGAACAGCACCUGUCUGCUCAAGGCCUCUGCAGCAUACCUACUUCUUUGCAGUCUGUUAACCCUCUCUGGCGUGAGCAUCUAUAUCACCUACUCCCAGCAGGCCCUAGCAGAGGUCCAGCGCACAGUGGACGAGGAGACAUUGUCUCGGGUGCACCUGUCCUUUGGCUGGUCUCUGACUGUGGCCUGCCUCUCUUUCAGCCUGCAGAUAGCUUCUGGGAUUUUACUACUUGUAGCAGCUAGGAUAGCACAGCAGCUGGCUCGCUCUACCAACCCCAGAAUCACAUUGCAACCACUGGAGGCUCAGCCCAGCACAAUAAUGUCCCUCAUGGGGACUUCAAGUUAAUAACAAAUACCCUUUACAACUUACUAUAGCUAUGGAACUGGAACUAUAGUUAGUGCACUACUGCUACGGAAUUGGAUUCAGUAUUUUGGGUCUUGAAUGGUUUUUCCGUGCCAGCAGUAGUGUUAUUCCCAUUCCGUAGCAUUAGGGAACAUGGUGUUUGUCUGGUCGCUGGCGCUCUAUUUGGGGCGUGUCUCACAUGAUUAAAAGUUACAGACCAUAAUUCAUUAAUUCAUUAAUUAUUUAAUUAAUUCAUUAAUUUAAAUUGGGCAUGAAGUGCCUAUAAAAACCUACAACACACUUUGAUCAGGAAUUGAACCCGAGACAACUGUGUGUGCAUCACUGCACCACCAAUUCAAUUUAAUAAUAGGAGGCACGGACUAUUAAUGAACUAUUGACACGGAUUGACAAGUGUUAAUCUUAUCGCCACGGAAUUCCACUUUGUUAGAACAAACACACUGAAAGGAAGCAUAUGUCAGCUACCUAUAUAAUGUACCACAACAAACUCAGUUGGAUAUGUAGAAUACUGUAUAUUGAUAUGAUGCUGAAGUUAUUUCUGUUGUCAGAUAUCACAUUGCUGUUGACUGGUUGAAACAUUUCCCUUCAAGGGAAGGUCAGGGGCUCUAUUGUGAAGCUGAAGAAUCAAUAAAGAAUCUGUCAUUAUGAUUGAAUAAUGGGGAUAAAGAUUUCAUUAGACAGUGGAAUGAAGAAAUUGAUUUAAUCAAGAUUUCUUCUUGUCAUGGUGGUUUUAUUGCAUUUUUUUAUGUAUUUUUACCUCAUUUGAUAUGAUACCAUGCUAUGAUAUUGUAUUCAAAGUGACCUUCAUCUGUGUGCAUGUUAUUUAAUUAUGCAUUAAAUGAACAGAUAAUGGAUGUUGCAUUUAUAGCAAGCCCUUUGGCCAGAUUGAACAAACUCACGUUACCCUUCUGAUGGAACUGGAAAUAUUGCUAUUCUGUUGUUGUAAGACAUUAACUAAGUGUAGCCUUAUU